This is a messenger RNA of Xylaria bambusicola, 2107 nucleotides long. Its product is annotated as metal dependent amidohydrolase. The record is from RefSeq and is a predicted model, not a curated record. Bases 516 to 1976 code for a protein of 486 amino acids. Gene Ontology annotation, molecular function: hydrolase activity, acting on carbon-nitrogen (but not peptide) bonds. The transcript has 3 exons. NCBI's taxonomy places the organism in Eukaryota, Fungi, Ascomycota, Sordariomycetes, Xylariales, Xylariaceae.
CCCUGACCUAGCGACUCAAGGGCAAGGGAUAUGCAGCUAUCCGGUACUUCAGCUUAAUGCCCUACUUACAUUUGCAGUACAGCGUUAGAUAUCCACGAUCACGACAUUCAAGACGUCUCUUAUUCACUCCGAUUUGAGUUGGGGAGACGACGCAAAUCAGUUUUGGUAUAAAUAUGAUUUUAAUGCUUUCUACCUACUAUAAAUUGCGACCCACGCAUGUUGCCUAGAAGAGAAGUGCUUACAUAGGUAGGUAUUUUGAACCGGACUAACCUCGACCUAUCCACAACAGCAUCAUCAUCAAGAUUUCACAGCAGAUAGACAGACGGGCACCUACAUAUAUACCUUGGUAUCUGGGGACCUAUCAUGAACGGAUUCUCGAGCACUCACAAUAAGACAGCAGACGCCACAUAAACACAACAGCCAUAUCUAUCAGACGACUUACCAACGUCGUCAAAUCACACCUGUAUCUCCUCAACCAGGUCCCAAAAAGUGCGGUCCUGUUCAAUGCCGUCCUGAUGAAUCGCAUAUACCACGCUCUCCUCCUAGCUGGCGCAUUCCUCCGGCCAGCAUCGGCAGAAUGCCGGAUCCUCAAGCGCGGACUAUCGCGAGACAUCCUCCUAAUAGGAGGCACACUCCUCACACCAGACGGUGUUGUCCAGCGCGAUUCCGCGCUCUUCAUCCAGGCGGGCAAGAUCGCGUACGUGGGCGACACGUGCGGGUUCGGCACGGGCAGAGGCGGUGACGACGCCAGCGUGGUGCAUUGCGCGGGCUCCGUGGUGUCGCCCGGCUUCAUCAACACCCACGAGCACAUCGACUUCUCGACCGUGGGCCCCUUUCCGGAUCUCGGGGAGCGCGUGGGACAUCGUCACGAUUGGCGCCUCGGUACCCGCAACUUCACCAUGCGCGAGGUCGCUGUGAACGGGAGCGAGGUGGAUGCCGUGGCGUGGGGUGAGCUGCGCCAUGUAUUUUCGGGGACUACGUCUAUCAUUGGAGGCGAGAUGGUCCCAGGCCUAGCCCGCAAUCUGGAUUUCCCAGAGGGACUAGAAGACGGGCUGGACGCGCGGCUCGUGAUCUACGACACUUUCCCCCUGAAGGACCGUCUGGGCAUCCUGCGCAACGGCGACUGCGACUACGGGGCCGACGCCAUCGACAGCGCCACGGCGACGCAGUACCACCGGUACAUAGGCCACGUCGGCGAGGGCGUCGACGUGGAAGCCGCGAACGAAUUCAUCUGCUUGUCCAAUGGAUCCUUCGACACCACGCCGGCCGUCGACGGCGGCGGUCUGAGCACGGAUAUCAUCGCGCCCAACGUCGUCCUCGUGCACGCGCUGGGUCUGUCGCGCGGCGACUUCGACGUCGUCGCGGCGCGGGGCGCGAAGGUGGUCUGGUCCCCGCGCAGCAACAUGUACCUCUACGGCACGACGCUGGACGUGACGUAUCUGCUCGACGCGGGGAUCACGGUGGCGCUCGGCACGGACUGGCUGCCGUCGGGCUCGGCGACGAUAGGUAGAGAGGCUGCGUGCGCGGUCUCCGCGACUAGAGAGCUUUACCACGCGAGUCUUGCGCCGGAGGUGCUGUGGGAGAUGGCGACGGUGAACGCCGCGAGGGUAGCUGGGUACGAGGACGAGCUGGGCUCGCUCGAGGUCGGGAAGGUAGCAGAUAUCGUAGUGUUCGGCGGCGGGGAGGGCGAUGGUGAUGGUGAUCCGUACGAGCAGGCUAUCUUUGCGCCGCAGGAGAAGAUUGAGCUGGUGCUCCGCGGAGGCAAGGUCCUUGUAGCAAGGUCCGAGAUGAGGGAUUUGGCGGCGGGAUCGUGCGAACAGGUCUCUUUCGGACACGUGGAUAAGAUAGUGUGCGUUAAAGAUGAACUGGGUUCUUCGUUCAGGGAGUUGGAAGCUUCACUGCGAGGCGUGUAUCCUGCUGUGUUACCGGGUAUACCUCCGUAUGAGCCGAGCUGUGAGCCGGGUAUGAAGCUGUAGUUAGCAUUUUAUGUACAAAUAGAGAGUUAUGAAGCUGUGAUGAUAUGUAUUUAUAAACGACAUUUCUCCCUUCCGUCCCUUGGCGUUUUCCAAUGGAUAGAAAUAUCUAAGCAAAUGAGCAGAGUCUCGUU